Molecule: messenger RNA, 1128 nt
Organism: Miscanthus lutarioriparius
Lineage: Eukaryota; Viridiplantae; Streptophyta; Magnoliopsida; Poales; Poaceae
Source: the annotation of a GenBank genome assembly
AUGCAGCGGUGGCUCCCGGCGCUCCUCCGCCGCGCGGCGCCCGCGGUCUCCGGCGGCGGCGGGGCGGCGCGGCUCUUCGCCUCGUCCUCCCUCCUCUUCGACGACACGCAGGUGCAGUUCAAGGAGAGCGUGCGCAAGUUCGCGCAGGAGGCCAUCGCGCCGCACGCGGCGGCGAUCGACGCGUCCAACCACUUCCCGCGGGAGGUGGACCUGUGGAGGCUCAUGGGCGACUUCAACCUCCACGGCCUCACGGCCCCCGAGGAGUACGGCGGGAUGGGUCUCGGCUACAUGUACCACUGCAUCGCCAUGGAGGAGAUCACCAGGGCCUCCGGCGCCGUCGGCCUCUCCUACGGCGCCCACUCCAACCUCUGCAUCAACCAGCUCGUCCGGCACGGCAACCCGGAGCAGAAGCUCAAGUAUCUGCCCAAGCUGAUCAGUGGGGAGCAUAUCGGGGCACUGGCGAUGAGUGAACCUAACUCUGGCUCUGAUGUCGUCAGUAUGAAGUGCAAAGCUGAGAAAGUGGACGGUGGCUAUGUCCUUAAUGGGAAUAAGAUGUGGUUUAGUACUGCUCAGAAGUUGGACAAACUUGGCAUGAGAGGAAGCGACACAUGUGAGCUUGUUUUUGAGAACUGCUUUGUGCCACGCGAAAAUGUCCUCGGUGAAGAAGGCAAAGGUGUUUAUGUCAUGAUGUCAGGGCUUGAUCUGGAAAGGCUUGUAUUAGCUGGGGGUCCUAUUGGGCUUAUGCAGGCAUGCCUUGAUGUUGUACUUCCAUAUGUUCGCCAGAGGGAGCAAUUUGGCCGUCCAAUUGGUGAAUUUCAGUUCAUACAGGGGAAAAUGGCUGAUAUGUACACCUCAUUGCAGUCGUCAAGAUCAUUUGUAUACUCGGUUGCUAGGGACUGCGAUAAUGGCAAAGUUGACCGCAAGGAUUGUGCAGGAGUAAUUCUCUUUGCUGCUGAAAAUGCAACCCAAGUUGCACUUCAGGCAAUCCAGUGUCUUGGUGGAAAUGGGUACAUAAAUGAGUACCCAACUGGUCGUCUCCUGAGAGAUGCAAAAUUGUUUGAGAUUGGUGCUGGUACUAGUGAGGUAAGAAGAAUGAUAAUUGGCCGUGAGCUCUUCAAAGAGGACUGA